AUGAAGAGAUGCCUAAAGAUUGCAUUCGUCCUGCUGCCCCAAGUCCCCUUCCUUUCAGCAACCUCGACAGAGGGGAUCACUUCGAUUUCAGGUGCCUGGUCUCCGGGACCAAGGGAUAGCUUUCUUCAAACUAACUUCCGACAAACAGACGCACAAAGCCCUCGGGAUCCGCUUCUGCUACAACUAUCAUCACCUUCGGCCGAAUCGCCACCCCAAGGAAGACAAACCAUGUAUUCAAGACAAGCAUCGAGUGCAGGGCCGAUAACUUCAGGACAGCUUGCUCAAACUGGUGCUGUCGACCCGAGCGGUAGCUGGAAAAGACCAGUACAAGGUCCUGCGGAUUCGCCAAUAUUGCAAAUAUUUCCAUCCUUGGCCGAUUACUCGUCUCAAGGGAAAGUGAAUCCAUGGCCAGGACAAACAUUAAGGCUGGUACCACUCGAGCUUGACCUGUUUAGACCUGUCGCUCCGGGGGGUAGUACGAAAAGAACGUCGGCGGUUUUAUUCGACCUCAAUGCCGAAGAUGUCGAGCUUCAUCAGCCAGUUCCAAAGAAAUAUCGACUGGACCUGAACUUAGAUCCCGCAGAAUCGUCGGAGGAAGAUGUUCCAGGAUUCCUGGGUUCUGCGCGGUAUUCUGGUGAUAUUCAAGCCCUGAAGAGGAUACAAACCGGCUCGCAGGGAGCCAGCUCCUCCCUCCAGCAGGAAUGGCUUCCUGGCAAAAAUGUUGGGAUGACGUUAGACCACAGGCCCCCCACAGAUAUGGGGAUUAGUCAGACUUUUGGUUUGGCGUCCUUUGAUUCUCCAUUUUGGGCGUGGCUUUCGGUCAUUCGGAUGCGCGUCCACGAGCUAGUAGUUGGAAGCUUUCCUGAAGUGGUUUAUUGA
This is a messenger RNA of Puccinia graminis f. sp. tritici CRL 75-36-700-3, 879 nucleotides long. RefSeq lists its product as uncharacterized. The transcript is spliced from 5 exons. NCBI's taxonomy places the organism in Eukaryota, Fungi, Basidiomycota, Pucciniomycetes, Pucciniales, Pucciniaceae. The record is from RefSeq and is a predicted model, not a curated record. Bases 1 to 879 code for a protein of 292 amino acids.